This is a messenger RNA of Folsomia candida, 900 nucleotides long. RefSeq names its product S-phase kinase-associated protein 1. The record is from RefSeq and is a predicted model, not a curated record. Bases 156 to 647 code for a protein of 163 amino acids. Lineage: Eukaryota; Metazoa; Arthropoda; Collembola; Entomobryomorpha; Isotomidae. Gene Ontology annotation, molecular function: cullin family protein binding. Gene Ontology annotation, cellular component: nucleus; cytoplasm. Gene Ontology annotation, biological process: SCF-dependent proteasomal ubiquitin-dependent protein catabolic process. The transcript has 4 exons.
UAUUUAUAAAAUCCUAACCACGACGCCUUUAAAAAGGUAUCAACAUUAAAUUCUGCCUCAUUCCAACUUUGAUACGGAGGAGUUAACUCGUAAAACUUUCUUGCUCGAGUAAAUACACAAGUACAUAAUUUCCUUCAAGUCUACUACUCUCAAUUAUGCCUUUCGUCAAUUUGGAAUCUUCGGAUGGGGACUUGGUCAAGGUUGAUGUUGACGUGAUUAAAUGCUCUGUAACGAUCAACGCUCUCAUAGAACACUUGGGGCUGGAAGAUGACAACGAAGUCGUCCCCCUGCAAAAUGUUGGUACAGAAACACUGCAUAAGGUCCUUGCAUGGGCCAAACAUCACAAGGAUGAUCUCCCAUCCGUUGAUGAUGACGAGGACGAUCCACCCCGGGAGCGACGCACCGAUAUUACCACGUGGGAUGCCAAUUUCAUAAAGAUGGAACAAAUCCAGCUAUUUGACCUGAUUCUGGCUGCAAACUAUCUCGACAUUAGUGGCUUGUUGGACCUCGGGUGCAAGAUUGUAGCGGACAUGAUCAAAGGAAAGACGGCAGAUGAGAUUCGCACAAUGUUCAACAUCGUGAAUGAUCUGACGCCCCAGGAGCAGGAACAAAUUCGAAAGGAGAACGAAUGGUGUGAGGAAAAGUAGGCAGAUUUUUAAUUUGUAUUAUACAUUUCAUACUAAGCACAUACAAGAAAUUGUACGUUUAUAUGAGUUUGCCUGACGCGUCAUUUGUAGAGAUUGUUUUCCAUAAAUAAUUUUCAAAACAUUUUGCAAAGCAGAUUCGAAGUUUGUGCGAUAAUUUUCGCAAACUUAACUUUUUAUUACAUUGUUAAUAUCUGAUAAAAUUAAAAUGAAAUAUUUGAAAUAAAUUUCCGGAAAUUAUUAAAUAUUUUGAAAA